Molecule: messenger RNA, 1631 nt
Organism: Patiria miniata (bat star)
Lineage: Eukaryota; Metazoa; Echinodermata; Asteroidea; Valvatida; Asterinidae
Exons: 10
Coding region: 29-1405 (458 amino acids)
Source: RefSeq, a predicted model, not a curated record
AUUAUUGCAGUUUGACAGCUGUACAGUAAUGUUGCGUGCCCUCAUACAUCUCAUCAACGCGUGGCUUGCAGCGACAACACGAUCCUCUAAAACGACAACUUUGAAUCUGCAUUCAGAAGAUCCGACAACGUACUUUAGACCGAUUACACUCCACACGGUAAUACCUCCACUGAGCGCAAUGGAAGGACAAACAACCCCCGCCAGACCACAGCAAACCACGCCCGCCACCAUCUUCCCCACCCAGUCAUUAGAGGCGGACCCCACGGUGUCACGUAAUGUCAACCAACCAAUGAGCGUGCUCCUGGCUGAUAUAACUUCCCUGAUGCACCUAUCUAUAGAACGUGACGAUUACAAAGGCCCACCAUCAACCUUCCUGACAGAUCUUGAGAAGACGGUGAUCGAGCGCUUGAAGAAAGCAGACACUGUAGUGGAGAUAAAUCGAGAUACUAAAGGGAUAGCUCAGGAUAGCGCAUCAGUCUGGAACCCGAUCGAGGCCAAGGCUACGGUUUCCGACGCUCAAAGAUCUAUGGAUCAUGGCUCUAACAGCCAGCCAGUACCCAGACCACGAGCUGACCUGGUCAGUCAACAGGGCGCAGCAGACUGUACCAUCACUGACCGACCUCUCUGUAUGACAUUUGACAGCGGAAUAUCGAGCCCUGCUGAGAAAGAGCGCCCUGUAUUGGAAGAAGACGCUGCCGUUACUAAGGAUCUGCAUCAUCGUUUGCAGCAUCUCAAGGCGUUCGUGGAGGCAAAACUGCAGGAUUCUAGUCAGCCCCAAAAAGGUGCAACAUUAUCGGAAGAGAUCAGAGAACGCCUCUGUAAGAUCGCCCAGGCUAGUCUUGCUUCCAGUCGCUCCGAGAACCUAUCUGCUCCCGAGCUGUUCAUGGAAAAAGCACUGUCCGGCAGCCUUCUGGUAUUUGAAAAUACAAAGCUGUCGGCCGAAGUAGCCUACUUGAAGAAGAAAGUUGAGAUUCUUGAAGAUGUAGCUGGGACUCGAGGCUUCAGUACCAAAGCUUGUACGCCUUCUAUGGAGUCUAUAAGCAUCGGAUCACAAACAGAUGAACUUCUCAACCAACCCUCAACAUUUGAUGAAGCAGACUUUGGGUUGUCAGAUUUUUCUCUGUCACCGGAGACAAACUGUCUGAUGAGUACAGCUCUCUGCAGAGACGGUGACUUUCCCCAACCCUCUGGUAUGUCCACACCGGGCGUGGUACCCAACAAACGACAACGUCGCAAGAUUGAGGUCCCCACACAACUCAAAGUGACAACAUCAACAUCUUAUUCAAGCAUCAAUCCGUGGGCCGAUGCGGACGAUAAACAGCAGAACGCAUCCUCUGUAGGGUGCUGGAGGGGACUGUGCGCCUGCUUGCGCUUCUACAACACUCCACACGCAAGACAUCACUAGAUGCGAGAGUGACCCGCCCAUCUCCCUACAGCUCAUGUGAAUUACAAAUUUGGAACCAUUAUAAGAUGGAGAUUUGGAACCACACGACUUUUCAAAUGUAACAAUUUAGUUCCAUGGAUAAAAACACUGAUCAGAAAAUGACGGAAUUUUGUUUUAAAUUUCUUUCAGGCAGGUUUUCAAAGUACUGUAUUUAUUUGAAAGCAAAUUAAAGUAGGGAAAAAGUGCA